AUGUCAGCACACAGCAGUGAAUCCGAGGACGGCAGCAGCUGUGACAGUGCAGACGUAAGUUAUCUGCCAUGUUGUCCCGCAGCUAAAUUAACCAUCGUGGUCGGUGACACUCACUUCUCUGAGGAGAAGAUGCUUCUUGUUCAGAGCUGCGACUAUUUCCAAGCUCUGUAUCGCUCUGGGAUGAAGGAGUGUCGGCAGCAAGAAAUCCACCUCAAGUCUCUGCGUGCUCAAGGUUUCCUUAUCGCCCUGGCAGUGCUGCGAGGUGAGAUGCCCAACCUGGACGGCGACGACAUCGUUGAAGCCAUCGAAUGCGCUGCUUUCUUGCAGGUGGCGCCUCUCAUUAAGCAUCUCAUCAACCUCAUUGACUCUGACAACUGUUUGCUGAUGUAUCACACCGCUGCAACCUUCGGCCUCAUGGACCUUUACCACGCUGCUGCGCUCUUCAUCCGGAACAUGUACGUCGACCUGGAGUUGGAAGUUAAGAAAUCCUUACCGACAGAGCUGAUCUCCUACGUGGAGUCUUUGAGGCCGAGUGUUUUCGUGGCUGUGGGCGCUCAUGUGACCUGUGGCGGAGAUAAAACUAUCCACGCUGCCUCCAGGACGGUCUGCUACCUGGAUGAAACUGGCAACAGUUGGAAAGUAUUGACAGAUCUUCCACUAGAGGCCAGUACCUCAAUGGCUGGAGUGACUGUUUUAGACAACAAACUCUACAUCGUCGGAGGUGUUCAUGGACUUCAAAAACAAGUCGUCGAGUCUUGUUUCUGCUACAGCGUGGAAAACAACAGCUGGAGCCGGAUCUCCAGUCCGGCACAGCUGCGAUACAACCUCAGCCUCGUGGGUGUAGACGGUCGUCUUUACGCCAUCGGGGGAGAGUACGAGCGAACGGUGAUGUCGUCUGUGGAAACAUACAACGUUAAGACGGGGAGGUGGGGGUUCGCCGCUCACUUACCUCGACCGGCGGCAGGGGCGGCAUGCACCAAAACCAUGAGCAGGAUAUUUGUGUGUUUAUGGAGGCCAAUGGAGACCACGGAGAUCUACGAGUACGUCUCAGGGAAAGACGAGUGGCAGCUGGUGACCACGUUGAUCAGGAAGCAGAGCUAUGGCCACUGCAUGGUCGGCCACAGGGACAACCUGUACAUCAUGAGGAACGGUCCAUCGGACGACUUCCUGCGAUGCCUGAUGGACUGUUAUAACCUGAGAACGGGCCAGUGGUCGUCUCUGCCCGGACACUUCGCCAACAGCAAAGGUUCGCUGUUCACGGCGGUGGUGAGAGGCGACUCUGUGCUCACGCUCAACAGGAGCAUGACUCUGGAGUACGCCGUCGAUGAUAAAACCUGGAAGCCGCGCCGGCAGAUGAAGGGUUUCCCCAGAAGUGGUUCUGUGUGGACGUUUCUGCUCCAGCUGCCAGAAGCUCUCGUGCUGCAGUAG
Molecule: messenger RNA, 1428 nt
Organism: Centropristis striata (black sea bass)
Lineage: Eukaryota; Metazoa; Chordata; Actinopteri; Perciformes; Serranidae
Gene: kbtbd13b
Product: kelch repeat and BTB domain containing 13b
Exons: 1
Coding region: 1-1428 (475 amino acids)
Molecular function (GO): protein binding
Source: RefSeq, a predicted model, not a curated record